Messenger RNA from Ipomoea nil (Japanese morning glory), 676 nucleotides. RefSeq names its product increased DNA methylation 1-like. Gene Ontology annotation, biological process: negative regulation of DNA-templated transcription. The transcript has 5 exons. NCBI's taxonomy places the organism in Eukaryota, Viridiplantae, Streptophyta, Magnoliopsida, Solanales, Convolvulaceae. The coding region runs from base 104 to 676 and encodes 190 amino acids. Gene Ontology annotation, molecular function: acyltransferase activity, transferring groups other than amino-acyl groups; transcription corepressor activity. The record is from RefSeq and is a predicted model, not a curated record.
AGGAUAUAAUGACCUUUCUUGGACAUUGUUGAAGGCCACAAAGCAAAAUGAUUCCAAUCAUUCCACAGAGAAUCAUGGCAGGCUUAGAGCUGCGCUUGGUGUGAUGCAUCAGUGCUUUGCAUCUCUUGAGGAAACUGGAAGCAACAGGGAUCUUGUGGAAGAUAUAAUUUUUAGUCAAUGGUCUGAGCUGAACCGUUUGAAUUUUCAAGGAUUCUACACUGCAAUCUUGGAGAGGAGUGGUGAAGUUGUAACAGUGGCUACAUUAAGGGUUCAUGGAGAAAAGGUGGCUGAGAUUCCACUUAUUGCCACACUGUUUAAACACAGGAAACUGGGAAUGUGUCGAGCUCUGAUGAAUCAGCUAGAGAAGAAACUUGCAGAACUGGGAGUGCAGAGGCUAGUUCUUCCUGCACUUCCCGAUGCGAUGAACACGUGGACUGGCUCGUUUGGGUUCUCGGUGAUGAACAAAGCCGAGAGACAGGGCUUCCUCGACAACACAUUCCUUAACUUCAAUGGCACCAUCAUGUGCCAGAAGCUGCUGCAAUCACAAAAAGAAAACGACGAGCCAACAGAUUCUGAAGCAUUCCUGCCUGUAGAAGAAGUUGAACUUUCUGGGCUUUUUUAUCUAGAAAAGGGGGGGUUCUUUAGUGAUUUUGAUGAGGUGAAAGGUGAUAUUUAG